Messenger RNA from Mirounga angustirostris (Northern elephant seal), 2003 nucleotides. RefSeq names its product leucine rich repeat containing 10B (gene LRRC10B). Gene Ontology annotation, molecular function: protein binding. The transcript has a single exon. Bases 1 to 879 code for a protein of 292 amino acids. The record is from RefSeq and is a predicted model, not a curated record. Lineage: Eukaryota; Metazoa; Chordata; Mammalia; Carnivora; Phocidae.
AUGGGCAUCGCCGAGUCCACGCCGGACGAGCUGCCGUCGGACGCCGAGGAGCAGCUGCGCAGCGGCGAGCAGCAGCUGGAGCUGAGCGGGAGGCGGCUGCGGCGGCUGCCGAGCGCCGUGUGCGCGCUGAGCCGCCUGCAGAAGCUCUACGUGAGCGGCACCGGGCUGCGCGAGCUGCCCGAGGAGAUCGAGGAGCUGCGCGAGCUGCGCAUCCUGGCGCUCGACUUCAACAAACUCGAGCGCCUGCCCGACGGCCUGUGUCGCCUGCCGCGCCUCACGCGCCUCUACCUGGGCGGCAACCGGCUGCUGGCGCUGCCCGCGGACUUCGCGCAGCUGCAGAGCCUGCGCUGCCUCUGGAUCGAGGGCAACUUCCUGCGGCGCUUCCCGCGGCCGCUGCUGCGCCUGGUGGCGCUGCAGUCGCUGCAGAUGGGCGACAACCGGCUGCGCGCGCUGCCCGCCGAGCUGCCGCGCAUGACGGGCCUGCGCGGCCUGUGGCUCUACGGGAACCGCUUCGAGGAGUUCCCGCCCGCGCUGCUGCGCAUGGGCCGCCUGCACAUCCUCGACCUGGACCGCAACCGCCUGGGCGGCUUCCCCGACCUGCACCCGCUGCGCGCCCUGCGCGUCUUCUCCUACGACCACAACCCGGUCACUGGGCCCCCGCGCGUCGCCGACACCGUCUUCCUCGUGGGCGAGGGCGCCGUCGAGCGCAUGGCCGAGCGCGACGAGCCCACGCCCCGGCCGCCGCCCCGGCGCCCAGCUCGGGCCUUUGAGGAUGAGGAGGAAGAAGACCUACUCAUAGGGGGCGGUGGCCCCCGGGCUCUGGGGCCCCCCGGGGGCAGCCUCCCCGCCCUGGAAGCCGCUGCAGGACUGGGCACCUGAGCCUAUGCUCUGGGUGAUGGACUUGGGCCAUUCUGGGAGGAGGGGCUCUGGGAAGGUCUGUGGGAACGGUGGACCCCUACCACGGGGCACUGGAGGGGCCACUUGGGGCGAGCUGUAGGGACAGGCAGGCCUGGGCGUCAUCUUCACAUACUCCUCGUUGGUAAGCAGCCUGCCACCUGGCUCAUCUCCGGGCAGUCCUCAGACAGAGAAGUCCUGGCUCGGUCUAGUCCCCUCUGGCUCUGUCCCGUCUGACAGAGUCACUGACAGCACAGUGGGGAUGCUGGCUUCCUCCUGGAGCCGUGUCCGCGCUGUCCCGGAAUCACCACCUCUGGCUGAGUCUGGAUGCCCAGGGUGCCACACCAGCCCCUCCUCCUCCUGGAGUUUGGAUCUCCUAGACCCACCCUUCCUGGUGCAGGAGCAGCUACCUCUGGGGUGGGCCACAAGCCCGUGUGAGCCCGAACUGUCCUUGGAGGAGGGCCUGGGCCGAGCGCCAGUGCCCAGGACAGAAGUGGGAGAGUGGGAUUGGGGCCCUAACACCGAAGCUGCCCUUGCCCCUCCACUGGGGCUCAUUGCACAUACCUCCCUUCCCAGGCCCCCUAAAACUUGCAUGGGGGAGGGGGCGCUUAGAAGGCAGGGUCUCCACCCCCACCUUUGAUUCUGUUCUGUUCUCUUGUGCCUGGAAUCUCGCUGGGAGCCGAGCGCUCUCUCCCCCUUCCCCACAGCCUGAGCCUUCCAGCUGUCAAGUUUGAAAAGAAGCCACUGGGCCUCUAGGGCCUCCUGCACGGAGGAGAGAGGCUCUCUGCUCUGGGAGGCUGUUCCAGUGCCUCUCCCACUGCCUGCACUCUCCAUUCCCUUAAAUGGGCACAGUCGGGGUGGCUGGCACGGCGUGGGGCACGGGACAAGCGCUGUGUCCCUCCACUCCGUCACCAGGGACAACCUCAGGGGCUGAGGAGUGGGGUGUCGUUCUGCAAUUCCCAGGGCCAGAUCUUUCCCAUCCAAGCAAUAACGGAAGGAGGGGGCCAGGGCUAGGGACACUCAGGGACACUGUCAGGGGCAGGGGCCCCACGUGGUAGUGUUUUCUUUAGGAAGAAAAAAAAAACCUGGCUGUAAACAUAAAUAAUAUU